GACUACUUGGAAAACAAAAAACGGUUCACCACCCCACGACAUGACCAUGCACGAUAUCUCUGAUUCAGAAAAUGGUUGUUUGUAAAUUUUUCCUUCGAGGUGAAUGUAGAUUUGGUGAUCGGUGUCGUUUUGAACACACAAAAGGCGGUCAAGGAGGAGGAGGAGGUGGUUACCAGGGUUACGGAGACGGUGGAGGAGGUAGAGAUGGUGGAGGCUACGGAAGAGGGGGCGGGGGCUAUGAUCAAAGAGGAGGAGGGGGCGGGGGCUAUGAUCAAAGAGGGGGAGGUGGAGGUGGUUACAACCAACAAAAUAACCCUUUUGUUUACAUCAACAAAAACAGCAGUUCCUAUGACAAUAGGCAAGGAAGAUUGGACGAUGAUGGGCGUGGUGGGGGAGGCGGAGGGAAGAAACGCGUCCAGUUUAAAGACUCAUUUGGAACGAGCCAGAACCAGAACCAGAACCGCUUUAACGCUCUGGGUGCCGCCUCGGGAUUGGCUGAGAGUCACAGCGAUGUUCUAGAUACAAUCAAGCAUGACGUUGAAGAGUGGGAGGGCAGUAAGAUGUGGCCAUUUUCCAGCUACAAACCCAAAACAUCUCAAGGCUGCGUACCAGGGUUUGAGGACAUCUCGCCUGAAGAGAUCCGGUUCAUUGCGUACACUGCAGUGAAGGAGAGUAAAUUUGACCAACAUAAAGCAUCAUUUGCUGCUAUGGCUGAUAUUUACAAGAGGCAGAGAGACCAGCUAAUGAGCCCUUCGCAAGAAAUCACAUCCCAACUGACGGCUAUCUUCAACGGGGGUGGUCAAAUGCCACAAUCGAUCUUUGGGAUCACCGAGUCGCCAGUCAUGGCUAUGUACAAUCAUAGCACUUCACUCGGGUCAACAAGUCAAGGUUUUGGAGCCAGUGGAUUUGGAACCCAACCUUCCAGCUUUGGGUCCAUGUCUACAUCAACCGCCUCUGGAACAGGUUUUGGUGGCAAUGCCUUUGCAAGUGCUACACCUGGGUCCUUCGGUAGCGGCUUCGGAAACCAGCAGACACAAAAUGCAACCAGCACAGGUACAGGACUGUUUGGUAAGCCAGCAGCACCGAGUGAACCAACAGGAACAGGACUCUUUGGUAAACCUGCUACUGGACAGACAGCUGCUGCAGCGCCAUUCAGUGGCAGCAGUGGGAUAUUCGGUAGCAACAGUGCGACGGUUACUGACAGCACAGGCAAUGUAGGUCUCUUUGGAAAGCCUGCUCCAGCUGGGAACACUGCGUCUUCUACGAACGCCCAACCAGGUUUAUUUGGGAAGAACACGCAGGGUGCAUCGGGCGGUGCAUCGGGAGGAGCAUCGUCAGGCAACAAAGUGGGUGUGUACACACCUCUUGAGGAACUCACCGCAGAGGAGAAGGAACAGUUCCAGGCAAACUCUUUUACACUGGGAAAGAUCCCAACAAGGCCACCACCCCUGGAAUUGUGUAGAUGAUGACAGUCCUUUAUUGAAAGUGAAGUCUAUACAACAAGAGUAUAGCUCUCACACUAGACUGCAAAUGUAAAAUAUUCAUGAGUUAUUGCAAAGACGCUAUCAAAUGGUGACAUUUUCAAUUUAAAAGGGUCAACGUAUUCAUGUAAAUAAAAUAGUGGAAUGCUUGUUUGACAAUCAUGUAUUUGAAGCAACGGUGGAGACGGCCAAACAGCAUACUGCUCAAAAGGUUAGAUUACAUAGUGUGAGUGUCUACACAAACCCUCAUCUCAUUGUACAUUCACCGUACCAGGGAUAAGAAAUUGUAGACUUAACCAGAAUUCAGACUUGUGUAUACGUCUGCCUGGUUUACAGACACGACAAACAAAGAUAUAGAAAUCUUGCUCCUAAUUGGACACACUUCUCUAGCACUGGUCCUUAAAGCUCAUCAAAAUAUUUGACUCCGGGGGUUACUAAAAGAUGAAAAAUGCCAUCAUUUCAACGUACCUCCUGAAAUUUGGAUCCCAGUUUCAAACUCUUUUGGUCAACAUUAGCUCUCACCCCUGCCAUACAAACCUUCCGUCAUAUCUAUAUGUCCAAUUUUUUAAAAUUGUUUCCGAAAGACACCAAGUCACACUUUACCAUUAUGAGCAAGACUCGUAAACCAAUACAUUUGAUAAAUCAUGUUAUUAAGUUUUCACCUAAGUUUGAGUGAAGUACAGAAACUUUUAGUGCUUCUGCAUCCCAUAUCCAUCAAGGUCAAAGGGCAAGUUGGAUAUGGCAUGCGGAUAUCAUCAACAAAUAUUUUUCAAUUAACUUAAUAUUUUCUCUGGAAAACAAAUAUUGGGGUAAAUCACACAUUUAUUUUUAUUGAAGAAAUAACGACCUUUGUUGCAAGAUACAAAAGUUGGCGCAAAAUAAAUACAAUUUGUUGGUACAUAGUUUUGAUAAAAUUUGAAAAUACUCAGUUAAAGUUAUUGGCAGAUAUUAUAAUAUUAUGUUUAUGUACAAGUAACCUGAUUUUAAAUACAUCUUGUAUGAGUUUCUACAUCCAUGCUCAGAGUGUUAUUUUGUAUGCAUUGUGUUAGGAAGACGUGUGACAGAGUAAAUUAAGCUCCGCUUCCUUAAUGCAUUGACCAAUCACAAACACCGUCCAAAAAGUCCAGCAUGUUGGUGAUGUUGAUUGACAGUUGCUAUGGUGGGUAGGGCUCAAUUUAAUGGACUGAUCUAUUCGAGUUCACUACCAACAACAUACCCAUCUCAUGAAAUAUGUGCACAUUACACGUGCGCAUUAAAGCCAUAAUACACUUCCGGUACUGAAAUAAUUUACAGGGUUUACAGAAGGUAGUGUUGAAAGACUUCUCUUGAAAUAUUAAUCCAUGAAAUGCUUUACUU
Molecule: messenger RNA, 2837 nt
Organism: Asterias rubens (European starfish)
Lineage: Eukaryota; Metazoa; Echinodermata; Asteroidea; Forcipulatida; Asteriidae
Product: nucleoporin NUP42-like
Exons: 6
Coding region: 72-1466 (464 amino acids)
Molecular function (GO): metal ion binding
Source: RefSeq, a predicted model, not a curated record